This is a messenger RNA of Cuculus canorus (common cuckoo), 5019 nucleotides long. RefSeq names its product family with sequence similarity 8 member A1 (gene FAM8A1). The transcript is spliced from 5 exons. NCBI's taxonomy places the organism in Eukaryota, Metazoa, Chordata, Aves, Cuculiformes, Cuculidae. The record is from RefSeq and is a predicted model, not a curated record. Bases 8 to 1168 code for a protein of 386 amino acids.
CGAGGAGAUGGCGGAGCCCGGAGCGGGCGCUGGGGCGGACGGGGGAGGCGGCGGGCGGGCUGCUGGAGGGGGUGGUAGCGCUGGGGUUGCGGGUGCAGCUGGAGCUUCUGGUGGGAGUGCAGCUAGGGCGGGAGCUGCUCGGGCUGGUGUAGUUGGUGGGGCUGCAGCUGGGGCUAGUGGGGCUGCAGCUGGGGCUAGUGGGGCUGCAGGGGCUGCUGCGUCUAGUGGGGCUGGUGCUGCUGCUGGUGUUGGAGCUAGGGCUGGUGCUGCUACUAGUAGGGCUGGUGCAGGUGCAGUCGGUGGGGCUGGAACUGGGGCCGCUGCUGCUGCUGGGGCUGCUGCUGGAUCCGAUGCAGCUGUCGGGACUGGGGCUGCUGCUGGGACUGCUGCAGCUGCCGGGGUUGGGGCUGAUGCCGGCGGGGCGAAGCCGCUGAGCGCGGCCGAGUACGCGCGGCGGGUGCAGCAGUGGCUGUGGGACUCGUACUGCGGGUCGCUGGGCUGGCCGGGCUGCCCGCCCGCGCUCCUCGCCGCGCCCCCCGCCCCAUUCUACCUGCUCGCCGCCCCCGCCUGGCCCGGGCCCGCCCCGCCGCCCGCCGCGCCCGCCGCCAGCGCCCCCCGCGACAGCGCCCGCCCGCCAGGUCGGGAGUUCAUUAUCCCUUCGCUGGCACACAGGUUCAUAGCAGAGAUGGUGGAUUUUUUUAUUCUGUUCUUCAUAAAGGCGACCAUUGUUUUAAGUAUUAUGCACCUCAGCGGAAUAAAGGACAUCUCUAAAUUUGCCAUGCAUUACAUAAUUGAAGAAAUAGAUGAAGAUACAUCCAUGGAAGAUUUGCAGAAGAUGAUGGUGGUAGCACUUAUCUACAGGCUGUUAGUCUGCUUCUACGAGAUCAUCUGCAUUUGGGGAGCAGGUGGAGCAACCCCAGGGAAGUUCUUGCUUGGACUGCGAGUUGUGACGUGUGAUACAUCCGUCCUUGUUGCACCCAGCCGUGUGUUAGUCAUUCCAUCUUCCAAUGUCAGCAUGACAACGUCCACAAUACGAGCAUUGAUCAAGAAUUUUUCCAUUGCUUCAUUUUUUCCUGCAUUUAUUACGCUGCUGUUUUUCCAGCAUAACAGAACAGCCUACGAUAUCGUGGCAGGGACUAUUGUGGUCAGAAGAAAUGGAGUCAGAUGAUACCAAAAGAUGGGAUUUCCAGACUGGUUUUGAACAUCCCCUCCUACCCCCAGUGAACACAGACCUACCCCAAAACUGAAACUGAGGCAUCUAUCGGAAUCUUUUGCCCAAAUUAAUUGGGAACUGAUUCAGAAGCUAGAGAAAACGUUUUGCUCCAGUGUGAUGCCAGCAGCUACCUUUGAAGUAUUGGAGUUUUCAUAAAUGCCAGAGAAGUUCAGGAGAAAAGAUACGUGUUAACUCUGGAAGUAUUAACCUCUGGUGAGAAAGAAUGGAGCUGUUCUGUUAUUGGACUGUGGAAAGCAGAUGCUUAGAAAUACUUGACCAUAAAAAAGUGUUGCUUCUACAGCGUUGGAUGUUGGCAGGUAACUAGGAACUCAACAGUUGUUUCCCAGGCAGUUGCCCAAGUCCUACAGUAAACUCUCUGAGGGGAAAAGAGCUGCAGUAUUUGUGAGGAAAUCACAUUAAUUCAAUUGCCAUGUGUGUAGAAAGCAAUGAGCAGUGUUUAUCGUAUCCCUUGUUACUGCUUCACAGAUCAUAUUCCCCCACCUGUUUGAGUAUUUUAUCAGAAAAGUGAUGUGAAAAGUUUUUUUGCAUGGUUGUCUCAAGCAUCGUCACUUUCUUCACGUGAUGAGCUAACGAAGAGGUGAAAUAACAGCAGCUUGUGCUCUGGGAAAGGUGUGUUACACUGCAGUGUUACUGAAUAAGUGCGUGUCCGUAACCUCGGAGCUAUGAACAGUAUGGAUCACGCUCAUGGAAGUAACUUUUCUGCUUGUGUUCAGAGUGAGAGCACUUGUCCAUUUUUUGCAUAUAAUGCCAAGCAAAACAACCAAAUGUGUUUCAGGAGCAUGCAGAAAACAUUUAACUGAAAUGUGUUAUUGGUGUAAACCUCUGACGUACAAAUAGCGGUUAUUUUCACUUUAUAAUUCUGGCUAAUUGUACAUUCAGAAUAACUCACAUACUGAAUAAAGAAACCUAAUAUUUUGCAUGAUUACAUAGCUUUGGCAAUUUGUUUGUUCUUAUGUCAGUAGUAUCUUGGGAAAGGAAUAUAAGCAACAAUUUUAAUGUUUUAUUAAGAUUUGAGUAAGAGCUUGGAAUUCUUCUAGAGCCUCCUGUUUAUGCCUUCCUCUCUCGGCGUAACCUGCCACUCGGUGGCUGAGGUUCUCACCCUCCCUUCAGUUUGGGACAGUGGUUUUACUGACUGUAGAAAUUAUAGAAUCAUUAGGUUGGAAAAGACCUUUGACAUCAAUUUCAACCAUACCUGUCCAAUAUUAAACACUAUCCCUAAGCACUUCAUUUGCCCAUCUUUUAAACACUUCCAGGGAUGGUGACUCAACCACCUCCCUGGGCAGCCUUUGCCAGUGCUUGAUGACCUUUUCUGUGAAGAAAUUUUUCCCAAUGUCCAAUCUAAACCUCUCCUGGUGCAGCUUAAGGCCAUUCCCUCUCAUCCUGUCGCCUGUCACUUGGGAGAAAAGAGCAACACCCACCUCUCUGCAACCUCCUUUCAGAUAGUUGUAGAGUGUGAUGAGGUCUCCCCUCAGCCUCCUCUUCUCCAAGGUAAACGACUCCAGUUUCCCGAGAGCUUGGUUCUCUCAUCUUCAUGUGAAAUAACUCAUCAGUAACGUGUUAAUAUUCUGCAAUAGUUUAACAGCUGGUGUUCUUCUGUUUAUUUAUAGUGUUCUGAUCUUCAUUUAUGAUCUUUCAGGACCAGAUCCACUCCUUAACAAUGGGAGAACGUUUUCCCAUCAAUUACCUUUCUAGAAUGAAGUCACUACCUUUUUAGAUAUUGACUUUUAGAUAUUUCUGAAGUAAAUUAAAUUACCUCUGCUAGAAGCAUGAUUUUAAAGUCUUUAUGUAAUCAGGAAAUGUACCUGUACCAAGAUACCUCAUCACUUUGAGGGUCACUGUUUUCUCACACUAAUAAUUUAUUACCAAACAAAAAGAUUUGCAGUACCUCAAGGGGCUACAAGAAAGCUCGGGAGGGACUUUUUACAAGGACAUGGAGUGCUAGGACAAGGGGGAAUGGCUUUAAGUUGAAGGGGAGAAGAUUUAUAUCAAACAUUAGUAAGAAAUUCUUCACCAUGAGGGUGGUGAGGCACUGGCACAGGUUGCCCAGGGAAGCUGUGGCUGCCCCAUCCCUGGAGGUGUUCAAAGCCAGGUUGGACGGGGCCUUGAGCAGCCUGGUCUGGUAGGAGGUGUCCCUGCCCAUGGAGGGGGCGUUGGAACUAGAGGACGUUUAAGGUCCCUUUCCAACCCAAGCCCUUCUGUAAGCUUAAAUGUUCAAUUAGCAUUAAAGCAAUGUUGCUGAUACGUGUCACUGAUAUAAAAAUGUCUCAACAAUAAAUGGCAAUAAGCAGGCCUGAUUAAAGCCCUCCUUUGAGGGUGUUGGGCCGCUUUAAGUGAAGAUUUUAGCUGAAACAGAACUGCUGAGCUAUUGUUUAGCUGUUCUUUCAAAGCACUGCAGGGUUGACCGACGUUAAAAGCUCAGGCAUAGGAAUGAGCCAAACAGAAACCAAAGCUACCUGUUUGUAGAAUGAGCACCUGGCAGGGGACAGAGCUAGGGCAAAAAAAAAGUGAGACCUGGUGCAUUUUAGACUUAGUCACCUGGAAAUAUAUUAUUGCUUGUAAAUCCCUGCACAGCUACAGUGGCAGGAUGUGACUGAGCAGCAGCUUAUCUGUGUGCCUCUAAGGUCUCAUUGCUGAAUAUUUUUCUAUUUACAGAAAUAGCCAUGUGGAACUCUACACACCAGACUCCCACAAAAACAAACUUAGCCUUUGGCUACUUUGUGGUUAGCAAAGUAUCCCAUUCCAUAACACUGGCACCUGUGCAUGUGCUGAGCAGCAGUGGGGUGAAGGCAGAAGAGCUGGCAAAAAAAAAAAAGUGACACCUCUGUAGACAUUUAAAGCUCAGGCAAUUCUGGCAGGUCUUAUCUGUUUUAGUUGGAGCAAGCAAUCGGAUCUCAAACAACAAACUGAGCACUGGUGUUAUGAAAUUUCAGCUGUGGUCUUUAAACAAAUCAGAGCAUUCCCUCUCAUUUUAGGUAACAUCUGCUGUCCAAAAAGCUCCUCGAGCUGCCACAGGAGUGCAAAAAAACCCCACAUCACCCAUGUAUGAAGGGCUGCAGUUUUUCCUCUUCAGUGAGCAGUGACUGUCUGCAACAUUACCUGCUUUUUGUUUUAAUGGCUGUAUAAAAAAACCCUGCAGCCAGAUGGCUGGCACACUGUCAUAAGGUUCUGAGAUUAAGUCUAAAAUACCCGCCCCCAUUCCUAACAGCGAAUUUAAGAUUCUAACUAAUUUAAGAUCCUCUAAAAAUCAGCAUCAGUGUCACUGUCAAAAAAGCAGAGGCUGGGAAAGGAUGUGACAUCACUCAGGAUGUGACAUCACUCAGGCUGAGUGCAUCACUGCGUACAGUUAAGCUGCAGAUACCUCCCUGGAGAGUUAGAACUCCCAGGCAAUAUUUUAUAGGUUUUAUUGAUGGCAUUUAUCCCAUGGUUUAACAUGUUAAUUAUACUGUAAUAAACAUGGCUUUAAUAUUAAACUUUUCCAUAUUAUCCAAAGUCACCACAGUCCAUUUCAGUAAAUAUAAAAAUAUAUACUUAAUACUUUGUACAAUACUGGUUUUUGGUCCAAACAAAAAUGGAUCAGAAAAGCCAAUAAACUUACUUUAAGAAUUCCCAAUUUUUAAAGAUUUUCUAAAUGGAUUUAGGCAACUUUGAAUAAUGGGAUUUACAUAAAAUCUGAGACAAUACUAAACAAAAAUGGCCGUAACACACAAAAUUAAAAUUUCCAUUUCACAGAUUUGUUAUGCCAAAAAAGUACAUAGAGAAACAAAAUUGUAUUUACACAUGUUUUA